Messenger RNA from Aspergillus nidulans FGSC A4, 1803 nucleotides. Its product is annotated as protein arcA. Gene Ontology annotation, cellular component: nucleus. The transcript has 2 exons. Bases 1 to 1803 code for a protein of 600 amino acids. The record is from RefSeq and is a predicted model, not a curated record. Gene Ontology annotation, biological process: DNA-templated transcription; regulation of DNA-templated transcription. Lineage: Eukaryota; Fungi; Ascomycota; Eurotiomycetes; Eurotiales; Aspergillaceae. Gene Ontology annotation, molecular function: zinc ion binding; DNA binding; DNA-binding transcription factor activity, RNA polymerase II-specific.
AUGGAUCCCGCUGAUACCAUCGACGCUUUCGCGUCCGACGCGGAUGGUGCAGCUCUGAAUAUUCCUCCGUUACCUGUGGCUCAGUUGUCCGCGAGUGAUGCCGAUCGUGAAAGCGACGUCUCGAUCAAGAAACGGAAAAGAGUUCGCACCGGGUGCUUUACGUGUCGGGAUCGUCAUUUAAAAUGCGACGAAGCUCUGGGUCAAUGCCAGAACUGCAGAAAAUCGGGCAGGCUAUGCCGACGGGGCGUUCGUCUCAAUUUUGUGGACACGCAAGUGGUUGCGCCCCCAACCUGCGUCACGCCGCCCGCGGGAACUGGUGUAACCUUUCGUGACGACUCGAGAAUCAUAGCCUCCGAGUACGUCGGUGGAUUCGAGAGGUAUCCUCCGCCUGAACAGGAUGCUCCAGUGGAAGAUGUCCGUCAGACUUCGAUUCCAGUCCAACCUGGAAUCAAUCCGUUUCUCAAUACACAAUACCAGAUCAGUCGCCAUGGCUGCUUGGAUGACCCCACCGAAUUGUCUCUUUUGCAGGUAUUCGUGAAUCAAAUCGGUCCCUGGAUGGAUAUUGUGGAUGAAGCGAAGCACUUCACGCGGAUUCUGCCAUUGUAUGCUGUCGAACAGCCGCUUCUACGCGCUGUUAUGGCAGCUUGUGUUGAGUUGUAUGUCUCAAUACAUCUGUUUAAAGAGGCAAGUGAGCGAAUGCGCCACUACGAUGCCGCAGCCCUGAUGCUCUCUGAAUGUAUAGCAAGCCCACAUCGUGACCCGUCCUUGUGUGCAACCGCCGCGCUCAUCAUUGAAAUUGCUGAAAUGCUGAUUCUCGGGCCGAUCGAGAGCGGAAUGCGCAUCCGUGCCGGCAACUCGGCCAGAUCUUUGAUUCGAGAUUGUCAGUGGACAACCCGUACACAGGGCCUUGGCGGAACGUGUUCUUGGCUCAGCAUUCUCAUGGAGUUGUUCGAUUGUAUAGCCUUCCGGCAGACAGUCGUCUGGGACCCUGACACCUGGGGCAUCGAUAUGGGCUUUGUUGUCGAACCAUCCAUUGCUGGAAAUGAGGAGUUUUGGAUGCAGCGCAUCAUCUACAUUUGUGCUAAGGUCUCAGAUCUCCGCUCUUCGAACUUAAAAGGGAUCGGUAACUCUACCCGCUACGCCGAGGCGCAGCGGCUCGAACAAUGGAGUCUCUACAAUGAAUGGUGUGCCAGGUGGUUAGAUUCCAUCCCAAGGUCGAUGUUACCACUUGGAAAUGUCCAGCCUUGGCAGAGAAACCCCCAGUCAGUCUUUCCUCAGGUAUGGCUGCUUGGACGUUCGGCUAUAGUAGCCCAAAUGCUCUACCAUAUUACUCGAAUCAUGCUCCUCGAGACCGAUCCGCUCCAACAGGACCAUCUUCCCGAACUACAGGAAGAGCAGCAGCGCCAUGCGUACAGCGUCUGCGGUAUCGUUUCGAAUGACAAGAACAAUGGGAUCCCUGUUUUCUCUGCACAUCUUCUUGCUGUUGCUGCGGGGUAUUUGGUUGACAGGAAAGCGCAGGAAGAGGUCGUCGCGAUCCUAGAUCAGCUGAGACGCACGAGUGGGUUGAGCACUGAGCACAUCAGAGACAAACUCCGGGAAACAUGGGGCUGGCAUUCACACGCCCAUCAGUCAUUUCCAGACACCGUCGAUACAUCAACUGUGUCUAUCGGGAUCCACACGUCCGAUCAUGGCCAUGAAUUUUCCCAAGUCGGCAUUACGGACCCUUUUACGUACUCCUUGGUGGAAACUCAUCAGUAUCUAGAUCACCAUCUAAUUUACGACCAGUCCCACCAAAGCCUGUAG